AUGAAUAAUACAUACAAAUAUGAUGCGUCGUAUGCAUGCACAUUAACAACAUACGAAGGAAGCUUUGGAGUUUACAAUUCCUGUGUGGAAUACGAAAAUGAGCAGUUAAGAAAUUUCACCCUGCAGAUAGUAAAAAAUGUAAUCAUCAAAAUUUUGCUAUUUGAGCACCUCAAGAGGGCAUCCAAAGGAGAAUUGAAUGGUGCACGUCAUAAUCACGUAAAACUGCUUAGUAGUAACAACGUACAUGUGAGGAAAAGGAAGGAUGAGAAGAACUCGCAAAGGGGCAUUUCUACUAAUCGUCAUACGGUAUAUCCGAACGAAGAAUGCGCAACUGAUGGGGGGGAUUAUUAUACAUACGGGUGGCAUGUAGAAGAUGGACAAAUUGACGAUCCGAAGGGUGGCAAAAAUGUGAAGCUGGAAGGAUGUGUGGUGCGAAGAAAGAGCAAAGAAACAAAAAAAAAAUAUUAUAAUAAAGAGAUAAAGAAAAAAAGGCAUAUUGCAAGGGGGGAGAGCAGGAGAGAAAAUCAAAAUGGAGACAGCAAUACCAUCAGAAAUGACAGUCCCCAUUUCGUGCAAUUGGAAAGGGGCGAAAGGGCGGCAUCUAUGGGGCAUUCUAAUGAAGGCCAUUCUACGCUGAACAAGCUAAUAAAUAACUAUGUCUACGCGGAAGAGGCUUUUUCUGAAAUUACACAUAGUGUAGAAAAUAUCUCGUGCCAUCUGGUGGAAAGCAGAAGACGCUCCUCGAUUGAGCAUGCCGUUUUAAAUGAUAUAACGACAUUCACAAUUCGUUUGGCGCACUCCAUUGGUUCAUUACACAAAACGAUGAAGGACAUUUUUUUUAGCCCAUUUUCUCCGGAAGGGGUCGAGAAGCAUUCAUACCAUUUGACUAAUAAUUUGCUUCGCAGUGGUGAUAACCCUGUGUGGUGCAUAUUGGGGGAAGUGACCCGUCGUAAAGACCUUCCUACGCAGAGCAAAAAAACGAGAAGUCUUUUUUUAAACACCCUCAUUAAUUAUUUCCAGUCGGCUCAAAAAUGUAGCGACUUAGACCAGUUGGUAAAGAAAACAAACUCUCGAUCGCAGCAAAUGUGUAAAAAAGUACAUGCCUGUGUAAAGAAGAACAAUGAAGGAGACAAAACCAUUGUAACAAGAUGCGAAAUGAUGAAAUUAGUUUAUCAUUUGACUACAUCGGAGCAGGGUAGCACAAUCCUUGGAGGCAUUUCACCCCAACGCAUUCAUUUGGGCAUACCCCUUUUUUCGGCAAGAAUUGAAAACAUUUUGCUCAAGAAGGAAACACAAGGAUGUAGUGUUAAAUCAAAUCAGCAUUCUUCUCACGGUGACUCUGUCACAUGUGAUGAUCUUUGUUUCCAAAUGAAUUUCCAAUCAGAGCAUCAUUUGUUUACCCCCAUUUUUAUUAGCAGUUGGGAAAUGAGGAAACGUGCCUCUGCUAUGUUUAAAGGGAUGAUAUGCCAUGCUGACCGCGAAUCUGAUUACGCCUUUGGAGGGCAUAUUCCCCUUCUGUGCAGAAUCAUGUGUGAUCAAAUGCGUUAUGAAAAUGGUUGCUUUGUGAAGGGUUCGCAAGCGACUUCGUCAUGUGCCUCUUCCCCUUUUGGAGAUUCUAUUUGGGGAAGACAAACAAAGGGAAGAAUGAACUUGUUCAGCUUUGUGCCCUUCUUAAGUAAACGUGUAUAUAGGCGAAUCAGAAAAACUUGCCACGUAUUCUGGCUGUACCGACGGAGAAAUUGGAAAACGGAAUGUAGAGACGGAGCCCUAUUGAGAGAACCCCAAAAGGGAGAAAUAAAUCAUCUCUAUUGUGUGCAUAAUGGAAGAGAUCGGGAUAGCUACAGUAGGAAGGGCAACAGGAAUGAGCAGGUCAGGAAGGUAUAUAAACCGACCAAGGGGAAGCCUAAUCGUUGUGUAAUCCAGCUGGGGAUACCAAACCGAAGCGCGCAUAAAACAGAUGUUACUCCCCCGAGUAGGAGAAAAAUGUUAUAUUUUAAGAUCCUUUCUAAAAAUAUGGUGAUUGAAUUUUUAUCCCUCAUUGGGACAAAACAACAAGUACGCAAAUCGUUUCCCCCCAUGGCUGGAGAGCCCUCGCAUUGCUCGUUACUCCCUGUGAGCUGUGUAGGCAAAAGUAUCCUUAGGAACUUCCCCAAAUGGGGUGAGCAUUCUACGACCUAUUGCAUUAGCAACAGCGGAGGUGACAACAGUGGGAAUAACUAUUCCGGCGGAUAUUCAAACGGCAACUGCCGAGGUGACACCCCCAACGGGGGCGGCGGCGCGAAUAACUAUGGUGGUAUGAAAGGUUCAGGAGGUUACGGAGGCGGCCUUGGGGGUGCAGGAGGAAGUGGCGACAACGACGGGGAUAACAACAACAAUAAUAACAAUAAUAACAGGGAUGUGUUCCACGACCUGGAGGACGACGAGCAGGACAACACAAAUGACAACAAAAACGGUGGUAGUAGCAUGGACAAAGGGAGGAACUCCAUUAACAUGCACGAAAUGAAGAUGAACGAUGUGAAUCUCAUGUAUGGCAAUCACGAGGACAGUGCAACCAACAUGAUGAAUGGAAAUUAUGUUGACAGCAAUGCAGGGAAUUUAGAAAAUGCCUACAAAAAUGAAAAAAGCAGUGGUGGGAAUCAUCUUAACAUUGCAGGAAAAGGCGACCCCUUCUUUGAGAAAGGAGAAAAUAACAAAGCAAUUGGAAUGAUUAGAAGUGCAUCGAACAGCUUAAUGAACAAGGGGGGAGGGACCCCCGCAGGGAUGAUCAAUUCGAAUAUGAGUUAUGUGCCCCACAUGAAUGGGAAGGGCGGCAUGGGAAGCGGCAUGGCUAGCGGAAUGAACAACCCAAGGAUGAACAACGUUCCCCCGAAUCAAAUGAUGAAUUACCCAAACAUGUAUAUGGGAGGGAACAUGCUACAACCCCAUGGGGCUCAAAGUGGCAUGCAUAAUAGCAUGAAUAGCACAAAUUCCGGUGGAGGAGACCUCUUAGAUAAUAUGCAAAAUAUGAAACAGCCAGGAGGAGGAAUGUUAAAGCACAAGCACAACCAGUUGAUGCUCCCAGGGCAGAACGCAGGAGAUAACAAAAUGACUAACUCACAGCAACAUAGUAGUACGAGCAGCAGUAGCAUGCCCCCAAAUAAUUUCAUGCCCAAUCAACUGCACCAGCAGUUUCAAAUGCAACAACAGAUGCAUUUACAGCAUUUAUUUCAUCAGCAAAAUGUCCACCCAUAUAAUAUGAUGCAGCCAAAUAACCCUUCGAAGUUCUCAACCCAACAGGGUUCCCAGAAACAGUCAAAUGCUUCCAUCCUGAAAAUGCCUCAGAUGUUAUCCAUGAAUUCACCUGAUCGGAGGAGCAACUCCAUUUCGCAGAAGAUGCCUAGGUAUGUAAUGAACCCAGCGGAUUCCUCUAGCAAUUCGCAAAGAAGUCCCAACACAUUCAGCAUGUCCUCCAUGGCCAACCCGCCGAGCCAUGUAAAUCCAAUGUCGUUGAAAUAUCCCUACAAGAAUAGCAGCACGUCGCAGCCUAUGGGCAAUUCUGGCAUUUGUAACAACAAUAGCAAUAGUAACAACGGGAACAACCACGCGCAGCAGAACCAUCCCCCUGCGGUGAGUGGCCCGCAACAGCACGGCUUGCAAAACCCGAUGAGCAACAUGAACCACAAUGUGAGCCUCAACGUGAGUCACAAUUUGACCAACAAACAGAACAUGCAACAGAGCAUACUGUCGGGGCCGCACAUUCCGCUGACCAAGCAGAAUUCACAACAGCUGCUAAUGCAGUCGCCGGGUUCGUCCACGGCGCAGAAGGUGGUGCCCCAAAUGUUUCAGCACCAGUCAAGUAUGCAGCAGGCUAUACAGCAGAACGUGCAGCACCAACAUAACGCCCAGCAGCAGAUGGGUCCAACGCCCAAAACCAUGAACACGACGAGUAUAUCCGGCUCGAUCAACAGACAACCCAGCCAUGGGUCCUUCUCGCAUGUUCCUCUGAACCAACAAAACAUGCCUCCAUACAUGCAUGGAAAUCCCAUGCACAUGUACCAGCAGCAGCCCCCGUUUUUCCAGAGAUCAUCCUCAACUCCUCAGAACAUGGGUCCCCAGCAGAUUUCUUACGAGUGGAUGCACACACCCUACAUGCAGCAUCAAUACAUGCUUCAGCAAGGCCAGUUAACGCCUCAGCAAUUGUACCUGCAGCAGCAGCAAAAGCAGCAGAGCCUGUUGCACCACGGGCAGCAGAACGUGUCUGCACUGCACGUGCAUGCGCAGAAACAGGGCCUGUCGCAGAUGCAGCAUAACGUAGGCUACCCACAGCAUCAACAUCAGCAGCACCAUCCGCAGCAACAAAUGCAGAUGCAUAGUAUGGCGAACCUACCUCAACACAUGCGAAUGAUCCCACCACAGCAUGCCAAUAUGCCAUUCAAGCAGAAUGUAACACAGCCAUUUCCACACAUGUAUAAGGAUAAUAUGCUCCAAGGAAGCACCAAUUUCGAGUUUAUGGAAAACAUGAAUGACAUGCAAAGGAUGGGAUCUUCCUUGAAAGGUCACGUCCUGGACGUGAAUACUAGCAAUAACAUAUCCUUAGAAGGAGCGAUUGAAGAAGACAUUUUCGACAGCCAUUAUCACUGCGACAUAUGUAACAAGGAUAUAACGCAUGCGAUUAGAAUAAGGUGUGCCGAAUGUGUUGACUUCGACCUAUGUGUAAAUUGCUUCAGCAGUGGAAAAGAAAUGAAGUCGGAAAAAUGUGAGCAUUACAAUUAUCACAAUUACAUACCCAUACCAAAGUAUGACUUCCCCUUGUAUAAGUUAAAUUGGAGCGCAGAAGAGGAGCUGUUACUAUUAGAUGGGAUAAGCAAAUAUGGUUUUGGAAACUGGGAACAAGUAGCUGAUCUGGUGAAUUCUGCUGCGAAAAUUGCCAAGACGGAUAGAGAGUGUGAAAAACAUUACUAUAAUUUUUACCUUAAAUCGAACUGUGCGCCGCUACCCGAUAAUAAAAGGCUGCUAAUCAAGCCGGAUGGAAAUCCAUACGACAUUGAACACGUGACAGAAAAAGAUAUGAACGAAAAUGAUGAUUAUGUGCAACCGAAAUCGAAGAAAAAUAACAGGACGCAGAUUAUUGGGUACUGGCCACUCAGAGGAGACUUCGAUAUUGAGUAUGAUAACGAUGCGGAGUUGUUAUUAGCUGACAUGGAAUUUAAAGAAUCCGAUUUGCCUCAACAGAAAGAGCUAAAACUGCAAGUGCUUGAAAUUUAUAACUCCAAAUUGGAUGAAAGAAUUUACAGAAAAAGGACCGUUAUUGAGAGGGGCCUGUUGGACACCAAGUCACAAAUGCAGAGGGAUAAGAAGAGGACGAAGGAGGAAAAGGAAUUGUACACUGCACUGAAGCCACUCUCCAGGUUUCAUUCCCCGCAACACCACGAAUAUUUCAUUCAGUUAUUGCUGGAGGAGCAGAAGCUCCGUCAAAGGCUGACCAAACUGCAGGAGUGGAAAACGCUGGGUCUGCAAAACAUCGAACAGGUACAAGAGUACGAAAUUGAAAAGAACAGGAGGGCCAAGGAAGCAGUCAAACAUCAGCAACAACAACACCAACUGCAGAUGCAACUACAGCAGAACCAGCAGCAGAAUCAGCAACAACAGCAGGAACGGCCAGAAAAGGUCGGCACGAAAGCCAUGAAGAGCAACAAAAAGGAAUGCAAAAUUAAACAAAAGGAAGAACAAGAAAUGGAAGAUAGUAAAAAAUUAAACAUAGACACCUUUGUCCAACUGGACCUCUUAAACGAGAAAGAAGUGGAGUUUUGUAAAAAUAUGAAACUUCCCAUUCUGUUUUUCCUUCUCAUCAAGAGGUUACUUAUAAUGGAAAUUAGCAAUAGCAAUUUGAAUAUGCUCAAGGAUAUCAACGAGCUCAAGCUGAAGGGUUACAAGGUGGGCCAACUCUACGACUUCUUCCUCAGCUUUGACAUUAAUCAGAAGGAGGAACUCCUAAACAACAACGGAAAUGGCAACCUUAAAAAUUCAUACAUAAGAAAGAACGAAGAUAAAAGACGAAAACUCAGAACGAACUAUGACUGCAACAGUUUUAAUCGAUCUGAUAAGGUGGAGGUGGACGACCCGAAUGACAAUGGCGGCAAUGCUGGAGGCGCAGCCAGUAACGGGGGAAACAAAAACUAUGCGGGAGGAUCAAGCGGUGCGGCAAUUUGCGCCCCGAGUGACAUCACCGGUGCGGUAACAGGUGUCGUCACAGGAGCCGUCACCGGAACCGUCACAGAUACCCUCUCGGGUGCAGUCGCCAGUACCACUCCAAAUGGUAGUGACACCCCAGCGGUGAAGACCGAGAUGCUCAAUGAAAAUGCAGAGCACACCCUGCCGAUGAAUGAAGAGAGUGCGACCAUCCUGAAUGAACCCACCUCAAUCGAUGACCCACAGAACGAUAAGGACCUACCGACGAGCACCGAACCAGUGGGAAAAACUGACGAAAACGACAACGUAGCAGCCCCUACUGAUAAAGGAAAAACCACAACGAAUAGCGCACCUGUAAGUGCCCCCCAUGGAGCACCUACUACCGUCAGGGACAGAAAAUCCAGAGAGAAAAAAGUAAAGAGAGAAAGAGACGAGAAAGCGACACAGCAGUUGAUAACUUCCAAAGAAUCUGAAGUGGCGAAUAGCCCCCCAAAGGAAGUGACUCCGAGGAGCUCAGGAAUCUUAAGCCCUAGUCAAAAGAAAAAAACCAACGUGAAAAAGAAAGCAAGUACUAGUACAGCCACAACCUUAGGGGGGAAAACAACUGAGAGGGCGCAACAUUUGGGAGGCCUUGAGGGGGCCACAGGAGAAAAGAAGCGAACGGAAGAAGUUCUGUAUGACAAGAAAGAAGUAGAAAACAAAAUGAAUGAAGCAAAGCUUAGCGAGGUAGAAGCGCCUUCCAGCGGUGCAACACCUGCGGAGGUGAUUCCCACGGCAGAAAAAUCCACCGAUGUUAAUGCACUCAGCCCGUACGACGAAGAGGACAAGGAGGUGGUGGAAGACUAUGUUGACCUGGACGACGACGUAGAUGAUAGAGAAACAAACGCCGACGUAGACGAAGAUGAAAAUGAAAAAAAAAGUAAAAAGAGAAGCACAAAAAAGAAAACAGAAAGUAAAGAAGAAAGCUCACAUUUAGUCAGGACAAUGAAAAUGAAGACAAGUAUAGGGGAUAACAAUUCUACGAAUGAGAUAUUCAAAUAUUCAAGUAAUUCGAGGAGAAAAUCGGUGGAGAAAACGAAGGAAACUCCAUCACCAGUUAGAAGUAACAGCCAAAGUAAGAAAAAAAUAGGGGAAGCAAAUAUAAGUGAAGAGAAGGAAAUGUGCACUAGUGGAAUAAUUAACAACGCAGACCAUUCGUCGGGGAAGCUGAAAAAAGGUUCUCCAAAAAACGAUGAAAGUCCUAGCAGUGGAAUUUUUGAAAACACGUCCAAAAAGCGAAGUAACAGCAAAUCCAAGAAAAGUAGUGACUACGAUUUGAGUAGAAAUGAGUCGAGAGUGAGCAGCCAUUUUGAUCUGGAAAAUGAAAAUGUCUCUUGUGUGGAAAUAUUUGAUUCUAGCCUAGAAUUGGAUGAAAAAUUACCUAAAGGGAAAAAGCUUAGCACCCCCUCCCUGUCUUCUUUAUCCACAUUGAGUAAGAAUGACAAGAACAGACGUAGCAAAGCAAAGAGUGACACCUUGAGCGUGGAGGUUAUAUCUUCCAGCGUUGAUACAAAGGAUAACGAUAGAAGUGACAGGAAGGCCAAAACAGCUGACGACAGUUCAAAGAAGUCGUCGAAGAAGAGAAAGGGCUCCACCAGUUUGGUUUCCACGUCGACGAAGAAGUCCAUGAAGAUGUGA
Molecule: messenger RNA, 7845 nt
Organism: Plasmodium inui San Antonio 1
Lineage: Eukaryota; Apicomplexa; Aconoidasida; Haemosporida; Plasmodiidae
Exons: 1
Coding region: 1-7845 (2614 amino acids)
Biological process (GO): chromatin remodeling; regulation of transcription by RNA polymerase II
Cellular component (GO): nucleus
Molecular function (GO): chromatin binding; transcription coactivator activity; zinc ion binding
Source: RefSeq, a predicted model, not a curated record